Molecule: messenger RNA, 1101 nt
Organism: Hansenula ciferrii
Lineage: Eukaryota; Fungi; Ascomycota; Saccharomycetes; Phaffomycetales; Wickerhamomycetaceae
Gene: FUB1
Product: Fub1p
Exons: 1
Coding region: 1-1101 (366 amino acids)
Source: RefSeq, a predicted model, not a curated record
AUGCCUGUUACUACAAAGCGUGGUGUCAUUGAGCUCCUGACAGUUAUUUUUUACAAGGCUAAAGGUCAUACCAUUGAAAAGGAAUUAAGCAGUAAUCGUGAGAAAACAAUAUUCAUUAAUGAUGGAACAGUUCUAAGUUUUCUACAACCAGGUGAUCAAAAUGAUGAUAAAAUAGUUGUAUCCGUGAUGGAUAUUGAUGAAGAUAAUGUCAGUUCAAUUGUGAUUAAUUAUAGUAAAUUCUUUUCUACUUUGAAACUACCGGCAAGUGAAGAAACUGUUGCUAGAUUUUAUAGUAAUUAUCAAGGUAAUCCACAAGAUACAUUAUGGGGGUAUAUGUUUCAAAGAUUAACAGAUGUUUCAAAUGUUCAAAUAGAUGUUGAUAAUGCACUUGCUCAAAAUGAUAAUGGUAAAUGGAAGGAAUUUUAUGGAAAAAUUAUUAUACCUGCUUUUUAUAGAUUUAGAGAUUCAAAUGAAGUUCAUUUAACUCAAGCUGAAAAAGAUGAAUUUAUUAAAAAUGCUGCAUUCAAAGUUGGAAAUCGUGAAAUAUUCCCAGAAGCUGCAAGAGAAGCUAAUCAAGCCGCAUCAUCAUCAUCAGCAUCACAAUUACAAGAACGUCCUUCUACAGCUUCAUCAACUGCAGAAGCUACAGAACAAGAUGUUAGACCUCAAAAAGUUUCAACAAAUAAAUCAUCAAAUUUACCAGAAGAAUUACCAAAAUUUGAUGAUGAAUAUGAAUUAAAAUCUCGUUUAGAAGAAAGAUUACCUCCAAGAUCUCCAUUUGCUCCAAUUGGUGAUCGUGAUUUACAUCCAUUUGGUCAAUAUCCACCAUUAAAACCACAUUUAGGUGGUCCUGAAGCUCCAUUUUCUGGUAUGAUUCCAGAUGCUAAUCAUCCAUUAUUCCGUGGUCCUCCUGGUUCAGGAUCAGCUCCAAAUAGAGGUGAUCAUCCUCAAGGUUCAAGAUAUGAUGAUCCAUUUGGUAGAGAUGAUUUCGAUAUGGUUGGACAAGGCUUACCAGGUGGUAGAGGACUUGGUGGUAGAAGUACUUUUGGUGGUAAUAAUCCAUUUGGUAGAUCUGAUGGAUUUGGUGGUGGUUUUAUUUAA